AUGUGUGGCAUCUUUUGUCUGUUGAGUCUGUCACCCACUCACUGCGAGUGGGACAAAACAGUUUAUGAACAUUUGAAGAGAAGAGGGCCUAACUCAAGCCAGGAUCUGACAGUUAUAGGUGGAAAUCCUCGCUAUCAGUGUUUAUUCUCUGCUCAUGUUCUUCACAUGAGAGGUAGUCUAACCCCUCAGCCACUUCAGGAUGACACUGGAAAUGUCCUGGUGUGGAAUGGGGAGGUUUUCGGAGGUCUGCCAGUGAUGCCAGGGGAAAACGACACUGCUGUUGUCGCUCGGUGGCUGUCGUCCUGCAGCAGCCCUUCAGAGAUUCUGUCUGUCCUGUCCAGUAUAAGGGGACCAUGGGGGUUUGUUUACUACCAGAAGGCUGGAGACUACCUCUGGUUCGGAAGAGACUUCUUUGGCAGGCGGAGUUUGCUGUGGAAAUUUGAUGCAGAGGUUUUGACCCUGACUUCUGUGGCAGCUCACACUUCUGGGAGUGAUCAGUUUUCUUGGCAAGAAGUCCCAGCAGUUGGUGUGUACAGGAUUGACCUGAAGGCAGUUACAGAAGCCGGCGCUGUAACAUUUGAGGUUUAUCCAUGGGCUCGUGCAGGAAAUGAUGUCAUCUCUACUUGCAGUGGUACUAUAUCAGAGUCUGUUCCCAGCGGCUGCACUGUUGUGAUGAACCAGUUAGGACUGGUACUCGCCUCACCCGUGUGUCCUCUUAAUAUGUCCACCCCUAAGUCACUAAAUGAGACAGAAGCUCAUCUAAACUCACAUUCAUCUGUCAAAGAUCUGGAGCAGCUGCUUGCAAGCAGAGAGACAAAUGAUGAAGUGAACUGUCUUAUUGAUGUUCUGAGUGAGGCAGUGAGGCGACGUGUCCAGUCUCUGCCUUUUCAUGUGCAAGACCAUCCACCUAAUGAUGACCAUGCUAGUGUUGCCAUACUUUUCUCAGGAGGUAUUGAUUCUAUGAUUCUGGCUGCCUUGGCCGACCGUCACAUACCUGCUCAUCAACCAAUAGACCUUCUCAAUGUAGCGUUUAAACUACAGGAGUCAAAGAAGCAGAAAGCUUCGUCUGCAAAGAAUCCCAAAAAGCACAUAAAUAAGCCAACAGAUUGUAAGACUGAUGGAGCUGCUUCCCAAACACCCAGCCCCUUUGCUGUUCCCGACAGAAUUACUGGAAAAGCAGGUCUCAUGGAAUUACAGGACUUGAAUCCUGAGAGAAGAUGGAAUUUUGUGGAGAUCAAUGUAACGCAGGAAGAGUUGCAGAAAAUGCGCCAGGGGCGCAUUUGUCAUUUGGUGCAUCCAUUGAACACAGUUCUUGAUGACAGCAUUGGGUGUGCUGUGUGGUUUGCAGCAAGAGGGACGGGGUUCGUCAUGGAGGACAAUGACCAGAGGCCUUUCACAUCUCCAGCAAAGGUCAUUUUGACAGGAAUUGGUGCCGAUGAGCAGCUAGCAGGUUACUCCAGACACAGAGUCCGAUUUAAGACGGCUGGACAUGAGGGACUGAUCCAGGAACUGGCCAUGGAACUGGGCAGGAUCUCCUCUAGGAAUUUGGGCAGAGACGACAGAGUCAUAGGGGACCAUGGGAAGGAGGCUAGAUUUCCCUACUUGGACGAGGACGUGGUGAGCUACUUGAAUUCUCUUCCGGUGUGGGUAAAGGCAGAUCUGUCACUUCCUCGAGGUGUCGGGGAGAAACUCCUCCUGAGACUGACGGCGAAACAGCUCGGCCUCGGCCAAUCAGCAGUGCUGCCAAAGAGAGCCAUGCAGUUCGGCUCCCGCAUCGCAAAGAUGGAGGACAGCCAUGAAAAGGCCUCUGACAAAUGCACAAGACUCUUCACUGGAUAA
Toxotes jaculatrix (banded archerfish) is the source of this 1839-nucleotide messenger RNA. RefSeq names its product asparagine synthetase domain containing 1 (gene asnsd1). The record is from RefSeq and is a predicted model, not a curated record. Lineage: Eukaryota; Metazoa; Chordata; Actinopteri; Toxotidae. The coding region runs from base 1 to 1839 and encodes 612 amino acids. Gene Ontology annotation, molecular function: asparagine synthase (glutamine-hydrolyzing) activity. The transcript is spliced from 3 exons.